Molecule: messenger RNA, 3162 nt
Organism: Oncorhynchus mykiss (rainbow trout)
Lineage: Eukaryota; Metazoa; Chordata; Actinopteri; Salmoniformes; Salmonidae
Product: VHSV-induced protein
Biological process (GO): cellular response to lipopolysaccharide; positive regulation of T cell proliferation; immune response
Cellular component (GO): external side of plasma membrane
Source: RefSeq, a predicted model, not a curated record
CUACCCAGGAAAACAAAAAAGAGACUAUGUUUGUAUGCGGCUUUAUUAACUCAAUGAUAUAUAUUUUUGGGCUAAAAAUGUGAGACUCAAAACAGGUGCACCUGCCCUGAAUGACUGCGGUACUUAUGGACCUGAGAGAGACCACCACAUUUGUUGUGCAAAAGCUGAGCUGCGAUUUUGAGACAAUGUAGCUUGCAGUGUGUGGCUGGUUGUUUGCUGCGAAGUUCCCCGUCCUUACAAUGAAAUGAAUCUCUAAUUAGUAGGCAGGACUCCCCCUCCAGGUUUCGUUUCUGGUAACUCAGCUGACGCUCCAGAGGCUUGUACUACUUUGCUUGCUGCCACUGCUCCAUCACAACUUUCUAGGAGACAGCCUACUGGCAGUUUGUUGCAAGUUCGAGGAGUCAACCUACUCAACCUACUUACAAUGAAAAUGUAUGGCAUAGACCGACUUUUCAUACAUCUUCAUUGUCUGUGGAUUGUCGGCUAUGUUGCCUCCUCCCCCCUGCAUUCCAUUCCUGUCUCCAUCUCUUGCAAUGUGGGAAGCCAAGCCAUCCUUCCCUGCAAGUGGAAGCCCCAGCUAGACAAAAUCCCAGUUUGCCAUGUCCAGUGGCAGACACCUGAUGAGACAGUGUUUGAACAGAUGGGGACGCAACGGUGGCAGGCAACCGAGUUUGAGGGGCGGGUGGAGGUACCUGAGGAAAAGCUGUGGGAGGGAGACUGCUCUCUGAUCUUGCAUGACGUGCAGUUUGGGGAUGUGGGGCUUUACGAGAGCUUCAUGGUGGUUGACAGGGCACGUAAUAAGAGACGGGUGUUCAUCCAGAGUGUCCAGCUCUCAGUCCAUGACCACACGUCCGAGGAGUCCUUGAGGGUGGGUGAAACCCUGGACCUGAAGCUCCACACUCCCCAGGCCAAGAAAGUGGUCUUCCAGGGGAGGAACAGCACAGAGAUGACGGUCCUGUGGAUGAGGGGUGAAGAGGAGGUCAACAGUGGUCGUCUUAAGGAGGUCGAAGGGUUUGUGGUCCUCAAAGGGUUGAAGAUAGACGACUGUGGGACAUAUACCGUGUUGGAUUCCCACGGGCUGCUGGUUAGCACGGUUCAUCUUACAGUGGAAGCAUAUCAGGUUGAUGAAACUCAAAAAUUCCAUGAGAUCCAGGGCAAACAAAAACCUAUCGGUAAAUCAACAUAUAACAGGUCCUCCUCUCUGCGUAUGUUAUUUGUCCUGCUGUUCAGUCCCCUGAUUCAACAUCUCCUCUAGCAACGAUCCGCCAUGUAAGCAAGGUUUAAACCUAUUUGGAUGGUUUCCCAGACCGUCUGCAAUAAAAAAAAAUGUACACCCAAAGCCAAAUCACAAAUCAGAGUGCUUAGGGUGCUUUCCCCUGUGAAAACAGUGAAAUUCAAGAAAAGAUAAAUAAAUAAUGCAAAAAAGAUGUUGGUUGUUGUCUGGCCAACGUGUUCCAGGGAAUCUAAUAAAAUUAUAAUAAAAUAAAGAUUGAGCCAGUUUCCAGGACCAGAUGAACCCUAUUCCUAAUGGACUAAAUAGUGAGCUCAAUAGAGAAUAUCCAUUGAAACUGCUUUCUAGGCCAGGACUAGGCUUAAUCUGUGUCAAGAAAAUAAAAUCCCAUUAUUCAGUGUGAUGCCACUCCCUGCUACUGUCAGUAGUGUAGGUCUAUAGCUUACUGGCCAUAUAUUAUACAGUUUGGGUCAUUCCAAUUCUGUAACAAAUUAGACUGUCCUGUCAAUUGUCAGUCUCUAUAUUUAAAUACUAAUUUUAAUUUCUGGAAGUUAAGUAGACUUAGUUUUGUUUGUUAAAUUUUACAUCAUUAAUUGCAGACCUGCCAACCCUGUCCAGCUUUUUAGAGUACCAGACGCGAACGGCAAAUUGGAGAUUCAAGGGUUUGCUUUCCUCGUGCACGCACCGUUUGUGUGUCUGAUAGCAAUUAUAGAAUUGUACUAAGUCUUUAUUAAGCUGGAAUACUUCUUGACAGCAUGCCAUUUACAUAUAUGGUAAAAGACACUAACAAGAUCUAAUUAGAAAGAACGCACAAAGGACCUUUAUUCUUUGAGUUUUUUUUCAUUUUUACAUUCUAUAAAACAAAUAAGUUGUUUUAGGGAGAACAUGUACAAACGUCUUAUCCACGAUUAAACUCGAAUGAUAAGAACAAAUGUUUGAAGCAGAGCAUCAGUCUCAAACAUGUUAACCAUAAUAAAAACGACAAAGCUAUGAUAGGAAACAGUGGAUGAGAACAAAUAUUUUGGCGAUUAAAAUAAUUUCCUAGACAGAUUUGCCUGGUAGCUAGCAGAUUUAGCCUUACGCAUCAGGGUAGACUUCUCGUGGCAAACAGUUCCUCUGGCAGUGACUGAAACCUUCUUGACAACGAGGGCACUCGGAAUGUCUGUACCGAGGGAGCUUUUUGUGACGUGGAUCAUAAUUAGUUAGUCUAUCAGAUAGUCAGAUAGUGAUCCUCGUAAUGUUACGUGGAAAAUAUAACUAAUGGGACGCAGAAUGAAAUGUAUAUCACACUCGCACAAAUGUGGCCGGUUGUUUUUCGUAUUUGCAUUUCAUUUCUUUCACUAGCAAAUGCGAGUGAACUGCUGGUACUUUAGAGCCCACUGAAUGUCUAUCUUAUGUUCGCUAACAUUAGUUUGAAACAAUGAGUGAUUCCACAACACACGGAGUCGAAAAGGGAUUUGUCAAUGUGUUCACGUACAGCUGACAGCCGGCAAAAUCAGCAUCACAACAAACAGGAGUGGCAGACACGGGAUAUCUACCUCGAAUGUAUUCAUCUCCAUGCCCGUUGACACAAACGCCGUACAUGUCUGUGUUGCAGCUCGACAAUCGGGAUGUUAGAUUUACUCAGUGGAUGUAUGUAAAAAAAAUAAACCAGGCCCUAUUCAUUUCUGCCAACUUUUAUCUCUGAUCUCGUCCGCGCGUACAUGGACAGAAAAUUGCGUAGUUGGUACGCAAAAUGCGGGCAUGUUUGCAAGUCUGUUAUUGAUAUGAAAACCUGAGCUCAUGUUUAGUUUGGAAGUUCAGAGAUUUUGAUUAUUACGCACUACUCAUAAUACUAAUAUAUUAUACAAUUGAAUUAAAAUGUGAUUGUUGUUCAAUUUUAUUACAACAAUGUAGUCUUUAAUGUAUAUUAAAUAAACCACUGAAUGAUU